AUGAAGAUCCUCACAACAAACUACAUCAGCUGCGCCGUCAAGGCCUGCAAGUCCACCUCCCUCUCCUUCCCCCUGCACUUCCAAGACGCAGUGCUCGUCCAGGAAGAGGUCGACUUCAAGCCCGAGUUCAUCACAAACAUCCUCCCCCGGAUCGAAUGGGAGGCGCUCAAGAUCACCGCCGUUGAGCUAGGAUUCACUACGUUGCCGGCGCAGAAGCCAGAGGCGACGGAAGAGGCGCCUUUGGACCCCCAGGUGCUGAAGGACCUGCAUACCCUGCUGCUUGAAACACAGGUGACGGAGGGGAAGCUGGUUUGUGCCAAUUGCAAGCAUGUGUAUAACAUUCACCAGGGCAUUGCAAACUUCUUGCUGCCGAACCAUCUUGUCUAA
Messenger RNA from Morchella importuna, 387 nucleotides. RefSeq lists its product as uncharacterized. Gene Ontology annotation, molecular function: protein heterodimerization activity. The transcript is spliced from 4 exons. Gene Ontology annotation, biological process: rRNA (guanine-N7)-methylation; tRNA methylation; peptidyl-glutamine methylation. The record is from RefSeq and is a predicted model, not a curated record. Lineage: Eukaryota; Fungi; Ascomycota; Pezizomycetes; Pezizales; Morchellaceae. Bases 1 to 387 code for a protein of 128 amino acids.